Rhipicephalus sanguineus (brown dog tick) is the source of this 1220-nucleotide messenger RNA. RefSeq lists its product as uncharacterized. NCBI's taxonomy places the organism in Eukaryota, Metazoa, Arthropoda, Arachnida, Ixodida, Ixodidae. The coding region runs from base 248 to 1204 and encodes 318 amino acids. The transcript has 6 exons. The record is from RefSeq and is a predicted model, not a curated record.
UCAUUUUAGCCGGUCCCACCAAAGACUAUCGCACACUAUGCCAUGCAACGAUAAGCGCGACGCGGUAUCCGCUUUUCAGAACUUGCACUGUAGCCGACCUGUGUAGCCUCGCACAACGUGAACGACGCAUGAGCCGUGUUUUCGGGACAGCCGCCGGCUCCGCCCCCUGAGCGACGUACCGCCGGUGUUGUGUCGAUCUCAUUGUAGGCUUGUGGCCACCGAGCUUAGUCUUGUGCGAGAACUGACCAUGGCGGGCUCGCUUGGUUCCGUUACAUCCUUCAGGUGCGCGUCAGGCCUGACGCAAGGCGUGGCGGGCGUCGUCCAGUGCUUGUUUGCACUCCUGUUCAAGUUGAGCCAAGAGGAUGGCUUCGAUUUCGGCAUCAACCUCAUGCUGGGCUUAACGAAUAUUCCUCUCGGUUGCGUGAUUACCACAACGUUCACGCAGCGAACGGAAUGCAGUGACCCGCACAAUUAUGUCAGCCUGAAUCGGUUCAGCAUGGCUCUGUUGUGGCAUUCGGCGCUGUUCAACGCCGUGUGUGCGCUGGUCCUCGUUUUGCUGCCGUCGCCGCCGUACAGCCAGCCGGAUCAGAUGCCGCCCACGCGUUUCCAUGGCUACUGGCUUGUCGCCCUCGACUACGUGUCCGUGGCGUCCGUGGUGAUCCCGGUGAUCGUCGUUGCGAUGUCCUUCUGCUGCCUCCUGACACUGACGAGAAGUCCCCUGCGGAACGUGGUGCCCUCUACGGAGUCAGUCCCCUAUGUGCAGGACGGCAAGAGGGAGGACAUCACCCUGCGUCCGUACAAAUGGGUCUACCGCGACACCGACCGUAGCUUGUCGUCUCGCGAACUUCCCCUACACGGCAGGAGGCCGCAGUCCACGAACGACGACAGCAUUCGCUAUCCCCCGCCGAGGCAAGUGUUUACUUUCAAACGCUGCUCGGGGGCGUGCGUCGAAAACUUAUCCCGGCCUGGGCCCUCGCACACCGACGGUGACCGGUCGCGCACCAGCCAAACCAGUGGGUCACGUGUGGGGCGGACCGCCACUGCCGACGCUUCGACCGGAUGCUCCACCGAUGACUUCGACGAGGACUACGUCCUGGACAGCUUCGUCAGCGAUUCGUUUGACGAGAGCGUGUGCGCUGCCGUCGCUGAUCAUCCCCCACAACCCCGCUGCACUGGCGCCAGCCUCGCCAAGAACGCUCGGUGAGCUCCGUUCAUGCACC